AGAAAUCAAAGUAAUUAACACUAGGUGGAACUGCAUUCGCGCGAUAUCUGACAAAUGACGAAAUGACAAACUAUUUGGAUUCAAGGUGCAGUCUAAGAAUCACGAAAAUUUGAGUAAAAGUUUUUUCUUUUUUUUUAUGUUUGUUAUAUACUCUAACGUCAAAUUUCUGCGAUAUGUUUUGAUAAAUCGUAAGUACGAUCCUACGACAGAGGUAAAUGGCGAGUUGUCAAAUGCAGCGUAACACAAUCAUCGCAUUUCAAAGAUUUUAUACAGAGGAUCAUCUUGAUUGUUGACAAUCAAAUAUGAUAGAAUUAAAUGAGUAAAAAAAUGAAUAAGAUGGGAAAAUCGCGACUAUUGCCAUUGAAAUUGUCAUCAACCACCAAUAUAGUUAAUAAUGGAAUAGUUAAAGGAAAGAUAUCAUUUGUCCGAAGAUUAGCAGUAGGAUUUAUGAUCUUAGCUACACUUGGUUUAAUAUAUGUACCAGCAUACCAUUCAGCUCAAGGCCCAUUUUUAGGCUUAGGUGAGACUCCAUCUUCUCCAAAACACAUUGGUGUUUCACAUUUGGUAGCCUCAGUAGCGCAAUUGCCAGGAUGGACAUAUAAUACUUCAAGAGAUCUUUGUGUAUAUAUUCAUCCAGAAAAUACAACUUCAGUUUUAAGUCCUAAUGAUAUAUGUUCUUCAUCACCAUAUCUUUUCAUAGUUAUUUGUUCAGCUGUUACAAAUAUCCAAGCUCGAACAGCUAUAAGAAGCACUUGGGCUAAUAAGAAUAAUUUAGAUAAUAUAUAUAACUCAACUGUAAAGAUAGCAUUUCUUUUGGGACAAAGUGAUAAUGAUACACUUAAUAGUAUAAUAGCUGAAGAAAGUCAUCAAUACAAUGAUAUCAUUCAAGAAAAAUUUUAUGAUACUUAUAAUAAUUUAACAUUGAAAUCUGUAAUGAUGUUGAAAUGGAUAACAUCAAAUUGUGGCCAAGCAAAAUAUCUCAUGAAAACAGAUGAUGAUAUGUUUGUAAAUAUUCCUAGUUUAAUGAAAACUUUACAAUCAAAGUCACUAACUGAUAUAUUGUUAGGUUCUCUCAUCUGUAAUGCUAAACCUAUUUUAGAUCCAAAUAAUAAAUGGUAUACACCAAAAUAUAUGUAUUCAGGGAAAAUAUAUCCUAAUUACUUAUCUGGUACGGGGUAUGUAAUGAGUUUAGAUGUGGCAUUUAAAUUGUAUCAUGCAGCAUUAACAACACCAUUACUUCACUUGGAAGAUGUUUACAUUACUGGUCUCUGUGCAAAACAUGCAAAAGUACGACCUGUAAAUCAUCCUGGAUUUAGUUAUGUUCCACGUAAACUGGAUCCUUGUACAUUAAAAAAUGCUAUUACAACACACAAAGUGAAUGUGUCCAGUAUGUAUGUUAUAUGGAACAAAUUGAAUGAUACAAGUCUCUCUUGUAGUAAUCAUUCUCAUAUUGAUAAGAAAUCAGUUACAUUAAGCAGAAGUGGUAGAAACAUUGGAUAUUAUACAGUGAAGAGAAGACCUAUUAACAAAUGUGUUUAAAUUAACUAAAAUUUUUAAGUAUUAAACCUGUUAUUUAUUAUUGAUUUAAUAUUUAUUAAAACAAAAUAAUACUAAGAAAUAAUUCUCAAUGAGUAUUAUGAUAA
Messenger RNA from Bombus pyrosoma, 1643 nucleotides. Its product is annotated as beta-1,3-galactosyltransferase 1-like. Gene Ontology annotation, cellular component: membrane. The record is from RefSeq and is a predicted model, not a curated record. NCBI's taxonomy places the organism in Eukaryota, Metazoa, Arthropoda, Insecta, Hymenoptera, Apidae. The coding region runs from base 316 to 1539 and encodes 407 amino acids. Gene Ontology annotation, molecular function: hexosyltransferase activity. The transcript has 6 exons.